AUGAUUAAAAAACCUCCGAGAUCAACUAAAUCUCCUUUGUUUGAUAAAAAUCUAAAUUAAUAGAACCUAAAAUAAAUUUGCUUACUUGGCCUAAUACAGAACCAGAUAUAAGUUUAAACUCUAAAACUAUAGUUCUUGUUGAUGAUUGAAAUAUUUAAGACUUGA
This is a messenger RNA of Paramecium sonneborni, 165 nucleotides long. The record is from the annotation of a GenBank genome assembly. NCBI's taxonomy places the organism in Eukaryota, Ciliophora, Oligohymenophorea, Peniculida, Parameciidae.